AAACGUUUAAAAUACAUAGCUUGAAAGAGCCGAAUGUCUCGUGGCGCAGGAUUUUCCCGCAAGUUGAAGUUCUUUCGCGCGAAGUUUAACCUGAGAGCAUGAAGUAAUGUGAUCUACAGGACAACCCCAGGCGUACUUACACUAUCCCAUCCAAUCAGCAAGAAACAAUUAAAUAUGUCAGAAGAAUCAACAGACAAUGUCACCUUUCAGCGACCAAGUUCCACCUACGAGAACCUGUCCACUCGAUUUCUGCAGAAGGACAGGAAUUUUCAGCGGCAGUAUGCGCAUCUCUACGCUGAACGCUUGUGCUCCAUGCGUCCUCGAUUGUUGGAGACUGCCAAAAGGAGAUGGGGAGAGUCAGUUGUGAUGCGCAAGUUGUAUGAGAUGAAGGCAGAAGAGAAGUGCUGCAUUGUUGGGACACUUUUCAAGAGCAUGGAGCUGAAGCCCAGUAUUCUCAAGGAGAUCAGCGAGGACCAUAACUUGGUACCCCAACCAGCAAGGGACAAGUACAUUGCAGACUCGGACACACUAAUAUUGGAAGAUGAACUCCAAAGGAUCGUUUUAGUUGGCAACGUGGACGUGCAAAAAGCCAUCACUGGUGUUGUGGUAGCAGUCAGUGGUCACGAGAGAGAUGACGGCAAGUUUGAGGUGGACGAUUUCUGCAUGGCCGACCUGCCAGUCCAGCUACCACCCAAGCAACUGGACGAAGACAGGUAUGUUGUACUGGUGUCUGGCCUGGGUCUCGGCGAGGAGGGUCACCAUCUCAUGAACCUUCAGCUUCUGCUGGAUUUAAUCACGGGUCAGCUAGGGAGCCCCGAGGAGCAGGAAGUCUACUCCAAGGUCGUGCGGGUCAUCAUCGCCGGUAACAGUCUGAGCCGGAACACGCAGCAGACAGAUGUCCUCAGCACGGCCAAAUAUCUGAGUCGUAAAGUCAAGGCGGGUACCGUGGAAGCGGUGAAGGCCUUGGACGAUGUACUAGCGCAACUAGCAAGCUGUGUCGCUGUGGACGUGAUGCCAGGCCCAUCCGACCCGGCCUUUUGCUUCCUACCCCAGCAGCCUCUGCACAGAUGUAUGUUCCCUCAGGCGUCUGUCUAUCCCACAAUGCAGUCUGUCACCAAUCCCUACGAGGCAUCCGUCGAUGGUGUCAGGUUUCUUGGCUCCUCGGGCCAGAACAUUACAGACAUAUUCCAGUACACGGACAUGGAGGAUGGCAUUGGAAUCUUGGAGGCUACCCUAAGUGCCAAUCACAUCGCUCCUACAGCUCCCGACACACUUGCCUGUUAUCCUUACUACAAUGAGGAUCCGUUCAUCAUGUCGGAGUGUCCACAUGUCUACUUUGCCGGCAACCAGACCAAAUUCCAAAGUAGAAUUUUCAAAGGUAAUGCUGGGCAGAAAGUCUUAUUAGUGACGGUCCCGCGAUUUGUCAGCAGUCAUGCCUGCGUGUUGCUGAAUCUACGCAAUCUGCAGUGCACCCCUGUCGUGUUCUCAAGUAACAUCGGCUCAGAGUGAGAUGCCCGACAGCCUCGUGUCAAAUUUCUAGGAUCUCCCAUGCACACAAGUCAUGCUUAGCAUUAACGUUUUGCGGUAAGCAGAGAUUGGUUUCAAGCCAAAACAUCAUGUGAUUGUGACUGCUUCUCAAUUUUUGCACAGUGUGUUCAUUGGCUAUAAAGCACAAUUGUUCUGCUUUAUUCAAAGUCCAAAAGCGAACAAGACCAAGAAAAGGUUUUGAAUGCCAUUCGUGUGGAAUUUUCAUAAUGAAAACCAGGCUACAUGCAAAACCAGUACAGAUUUCACGUUAUGAAAUAUAUUUAUUUUUUGACGCUCGCGAAAGUUGCAGUUACACCGUAAAGCUAAAAGGCCCUUCAGACAACUUCCGAGAUUCGGGGUGGGGUUUCGAUUACGGGUAUCCGAGUACCCGUGUUUUACUUCAAUAGUGUAACCUGUUUCCGUACUACCCGUAAAUGCGCACCAUUACCUAUAACUAGCACUGAUAAUACAUGGACACAACAGUAACAUCAAAAAUCGAGUUUAUUUCAUUUCACUGAGAUUAACAUGUACGGAGUGUAAUUGGUCGUGGCUGUAUGCCAUUAAGAAUCAAUGAAAACUAAGUUGUGAAUACUACAAUUGUUUACCAAUUUCAAUAAUUGUAUCCCAAUAAAAGUCUUAAACCCCAAUUGGGGGUUUGCUGCAUAUAUAUUAAGUUAUA
Patiria miniata (bat star) is the source of this 2206-nucleotide messenger RNA. It is a transcript of the gene pold2, whose product is annotated as DNA polymerase delta subunit 2-like. Gene Ontology annotation, biological process: DNA replication; DNA strand elongation involved in DNA replication. Bases 175 to 1509 code for a protein of 444 amino acids. The transcript has 11 exons. Gene Ontology annotation, cellular component: delta DNA polymerase complex. Gene Ontology annotation, molecular function: DNA binding. The record is from RefSeq and is a predicted model, not a curated record. Lineage: Eukaryota; Metazoa; Echinodermata; Asteroidea; Valvatida; Asterinidae.